Salvia splendens (bonfire salvia) is the source of this 558-nucleotide messenger RNA. RefSeq names its product chorismate mutase 2-like. Gene Ontology annotation, cellular component: cytoplasm. Gene Ontology annotation, molecular function: chorismate mutase activity. NCBI's taxonomy places the organism in Eukaryota, Viridiplantae, Streptophyta, Magnoliopsida, Lamiales, Lamiaceae. The transcript has 3 exons. Bases 1 to 558 code for a protein of 185 amino acids. The record is from RefSeq and is a predicted model, not a curated record. Gene Ontology annotation, biological process: aromatic amino acid biosynthetic process; chorismate metabolic process.
AUGGGUGAUUGUUGUGAAAUUGAAGAAGGGGCGUAUGUGGAUAGCUUGCUGAAUCUGGAGUGGUUGAGGAGGAUUCUGGUGCGGGAGGAAGAUAGCAUCAUCUUCAGUCUGAUUGAGAGGUCCAAAUAUCCGAUCAACUCGCGAUUGUACGAUCAAUCCGCUGCGCCUUCUCUGCUGCACUUGUUCAUCAAGGAUUCCGAAGCUGUUCAAGCUAAGGCUGGUCGUUACACAUCACCGGAAGAAAACGCAUUCUUCCCGGAUAGUUUACCUCCUCUUAAACACAAUCCUGUCUUGCAUCCUUCAGGAGCAUCCAUCAACAUAAACUCCAAGAUACUCAACCAUUACCUCAACACACUGAUCCCUCUCAUUGCUGCCAAGGGCGAUGAUGAUGGGAACUAUGCUGCCACUGCAGCCACUGAUCUAGCAUGUCUGCAGGCUCUCUCGAGAAGGAUCCAUUAUGGCAAAUUUGUGGCUGAGGUGAAAUUCAGAGACUCCCCUCAAGACUAUACUCCGGCUAUACUUGCUAAGGUAGUUUCAUCAUUUCACUGCAGCAUUUGA